Rotaria socialis is the source of this 1425-nucleotide messenger RNA. The record is from the annotation of a GenBank genome assembly. NCBI's taxonomy places the organism in Eukaryota, Metazoa, Rotifera, Eurotatoria, Philodinida, Philodinidae.
AUGUUUCUUGUUCUUAUCUUUGGCUUGCCGUGCUUAAGCUUUGCUCAUAUUGGUUAUUCAACUCAGAGUUAUUGCCUAGAUGAGAUUAAUACUGAUAAACUUCUACUUGAAUGCCCAGAUAAUCAAUUAAUUAAAAUAGGUCGCAUCAUUUAUGGUUAUUCAUGGUCAAAUGAUUGUUCGUAUAUCGACAAAGAUUGUACGAUGGAUGUCCCACGUGAAGAUAUUAUUUGUUCAACUAUUUCAAAUUGUACAGUUCGUGUUGUUGAACAUCCAUUGAUUUUACAAGAUUGCUGGAAUUUAGCUGCGUCAUACAUUCAAGCUGAAUAUGAAUGUCUCCGGGAUUAUUCGUUGGUCAACAUUUGUCAAUCACAAGAUCUCACUUUAUCGCAUGGAUUUCUUUCAACGCCUAAUUAUCCGUAUGGAUUUUUAUCCAAUUUAAAUUGUUUAUGUACGUUACUUGCAUCGCCCGAUCAUUCAAUCGCGCUUGAAAUAAUUAAUUUCUAUUUACCAACGUGUGCUGAAGCUGGUCUGCUUCUAUGGAUUGGGCAAGACUCUCAAACAAAAUGUCUUACACAAGAACCAGUGACACUUAUCAGUAGUAUUCAACAAAAUGUCACAUUUCGAUUUUAUACAUUAAAAGCUAAUAGACAAGCUGGAUUUUUAAUGAAAUAUUCUGUUCUACCUGACUCGAAUAAUGCUACCGUACGAUUACAGUGUUAUGUUGCAUCGUCAUCAUCAUCAAUGAAUCGAUCGAUAAUAUCAAGUAGUUUAUUAGCAUCAAAAUAUUUUCGACAAAAUCCGAAUCUAUUUAAUCAUGAAAAUGAAAAAGAAUCAUCUGUUACUCAUUCAGAUGAUUUUUCAAAACGAUUACGACCUAUUACAUCAAUGAUUGAAACUUAUUCAGAUCUUUUACCGGUAAAUAAACCACAGCAAUCGCAAGGCUUGAAUCAAUCAACAUACAAACAAUAUUUAUUACCGAAUUCUACAACAUUUUCAAGUUCAAAUAUAAAUUUAAUUAUUAUAUUUAUUGUUGCAGUAAUUGUCUUUUUGAUCAUCAUUAAUGUUCUUCUUUGGUUCAUGUGUUCUUUACGGCUAAACAGUUCUAAAUCAACGUCAUCUGUUGAAAAUCUAUGUUCUCAUAAAAUGCAUUUAAAUAAAAAACCAAAAUCGCCAAUUCAUCAUGAACUUGGUCAAUCAUCGAAUCGUUUAAAAACCCUCCAUUCAUUAUUAUAUCUUGAUCAUAGAACUGUUGACAUCAAUCCAAUAAAAACCAAUCUUAGUCGUGAUAUCGAUUCAGGCUUAUCAGAAUAUCACAUACCAUCGCAUUCAUCAUCACCAAGUGUUAAUCAUGGUUUUAUAAUUAAAUCUCAAUCAAAUGAAAUAACUGACGAACCAAGACAAAUUAAUUCAUGGGACGAUAUUUAA